Protopolystoma xenopodis is the source of this 354-nucleotide messenger RNA. Lineage: Eukaryota; Metazoa; Platyhelminthes; Monogenea; Polystomatidea; Polystomatidae. The record is from the annotation of a GenBank genome assembly.
AUGUUUUUUAUAUUACACAACGUAACACAACUCAUACUGAUCAAAGGCGUCAGUUUUACAGACGUUAAAAAGGAGCGCGAAAUGGUGAAGUGGGAACACAUGAAGGCAAUGGACUACUUGCGUGAACCAUCUACAAAAUCUGGAGGCAAAAGAGGCGGCGCAGAGUCGAGGUCGGUGGUAAAUCGAGGAGGAGGUGCAGGACCAGGCCAGGGUCCUGUGAUGGAUCUGAAGAGUGAGAUGUUUAGCGUUACUGAGGUGGGUCACACUUCUAUUGGGCGUCACGACCACCGUGUCUUCAUACGGUCAAGAAGACUAUUCGGCUUUAUCUUACCCCUUUUAUGUACUCAUAACUAA